ACUGUUGCUUGGGUUGACAUCUUGGAAGUUGUUUGACAACCGUACUUGAACCUACUCGGAAUGCAUCUAAAGAAACCUCUUGCGAAUUCAUGAAAGGAGGUGGAUAUCAAGAUUAGGUCCGAGACUCUAUUAAAGGGUGCGGGCAAACGGCAACAGAGACAUGGCUCUCAUGAUGGGGCUACUGUCGACGGCUGCCUUGCCACUACGGUUUGGAGUAAGGUCGUUGGGACGAUACUCCAUUGCCACCACAGCUCGGAUCCUGACUGCUAGAGGGUACAGUGCCCCUGCAAUCAACACAAUCCUGUCGAAGUGCUCCAGGCCAUCAUCAGUUUAUGCUGACAUUCAUCUGAAGCACAGACUCCGGUACUCUACCGAAUCACCAAAAGGGGAAAAUCCCAAAGAGUCAGAGCCCUCUAGCAGCAGCAGCAGUGGUGGUGGAGGAGGAGGAGGUGGGAGAAAAGGAGGUGGAGGAGGAGGGAAAAAAGACUGGUGGAGUCGUCUCCAAAAGGGUGAUUUCCCAUGGAAUGAUAAGGACUUCCAGCAGCUAUUGUUAAUCGCAGGUGGAUUCUCCGGUACCCUGCUUCUCUACCUAAACUUUAGAGACCGGGGAAAGGAAAUUACAUGGAAAGACUUUGUCCAUCGCUUCUUGGAUAGAGGAUUGGUGGACCGCUUGGAGGUGGUGAACAAGCAGUAUGUGCGAGUAAUCUUAGUGCCCAGAGCAGAUGCUGGAGAUGGGAGUUAUGUGUGGUUCAACAUUGGUAGUGUGGACACGUUUGAAAGGAACCUUGAGACGGCUCAGCAGGAGUUGGGACUGGAGCCCCAGCGCAGGGUAGCUGUGGUCUACAGCUCCGAGAGUGAUGGGUCCUUCCUGAUGAGCAUCAUUCCUACUCUGCUGCUGAUUGGAUUUCUCCUCUUCACUCUACGACGAGGGCCAAUGGGAGGAGGUGGAGGAGGCGGAAGGGGCGGGCUUUUUAGCAUGAGCCAGUCGAAUGCCAAAAUGAUGAAGGACAACAUUGAAGUGAAAUUCAAGGACGUAGCAGGAUGUGAGGAAGCCAAACUGGAGAUCCUGGAGUUUGUCAACUUCCUGAAGAACCCUCAGCAGUAUAAAGAUCUAGGAGCCAAAAUUCCAAAGGGUGCGGUGCUCUCCGGCCCACCGGGCACUGGGAAGACGCUGCUGGCCAAAGCCACCGCAGGGGAGGCUAAUGUGCCCUUCAUCACCGUCAACGGGUCAGAGUUCCUGGAGAUGUUCGUGGGUGUCGGACCUGCCAGAGUACGGGACAUGUUUGCCAUGGCUCGUAAGAACGCUCCCUGCAUCCUCUUCAUAGAUGAGAUCGAUGCUGUGGGCAGAAAGAGAGGUGGUGGCAACUUUGGUGGCCAGAGUGAACAGGAGAACACCCUCAACCAGCUGCUAGUAGAGAUGGAUGGAUUCAAUACCAGCACCAAUGUGGUGGUUCUGGCAGGGACCAACAGGCCAGAUGUCCUGGACCCGGCACUCAUGAGGCCCGGCAGAUUUGACAGGCAGAUCUACAUCGGUCCACCUGACAUUAAGGGCCGAGCGUCCAUCUUCAAAGUUCACCUGAGGCCUCUGAAACUGGACCCCAGCAUGGACAGUGAUGCCCUGGCGAGGAGGAUGGCGGCAUCCACUCCAGGUUUUACUGGAGCUGAUAUUGCCAAUGUGUGUAAUGAAGCUGCUUUGAUUGCUGCUCGGCAUCUGAACGCGCACGUCUCCGUGAAGCACUUUGAGCAGGCCAUCGACAGGGUGAUUGGAGGUUUGGAGAAGAAAACCCAGGUCCUGCAGCCCACGGAGAAGAAGACCGUGGCCUUCCACGAGGCCGGCCAUGCCAUCGUGGGCUGGUUCCUGGAGCACGCCGACCCCUUACUGAAGGUGUCCAUCAUUCCCCGUGGGAAGGGGUUGGGUUACGCCCAGUACCUGCCCAAGGAGCAGUACCUGUACACGCGCGAGCAGCUGUUCGACAGGAUGUGCAUGAUGCUGGGAGGCCGCGUGGCGGAGCAGGUGUUCUUUGGCCGAAUCACCACGGGAGCCCAGGACGACCUGAAGAAGGUCACCCAGUCAGCCUACGCCCAGAUAGUGCAGUUUGGCAUGAGUGACAAGGUGGGCCAGGUGUCGUUUGACCUGCCGCGACAGGGGGAGAUGGUGAUGGAGAAGCCCUACAGCGAGGCCACGGCGGAGCUCAUCGACCAGGAGGUGCGGGAGCUUGUGGACCAGGCCUACCAGCGUACCAUGGAGCUCAUUCUGGACAAGAGGGAGAUGGUGGAGAUGGUGGGUAAGAGGCUUCUGGAGAAGGAGGUGCUGGACAAGGCCGACAUGCUGGAGCUGCUGGGCCCGCGACCCUUCCUGGAGCGCUCCACCUACGAGGAGUUUGUGGAGGGCACGGGCAGCUUCGAGGAGGACACCAGCCUGCCCGAGGGCCUGAAGGACUGGAACGUGGAGCGCGGCAUCAAGGAGGCCCAGGAGGAGGAGCCGGCCAAGGAGAAGCAGGCGGUUUAGGGCCAGGAGUGAGGGACACCUCCUUCCCUCCCUGGCCUCGGGGCCCUCCUUCUCUGCCCUUCAACGCUCCUCCUCUUUGGACUUAUCUUCUUUGCUGCCCAAGAUGGAGGAUGCAAAGGAUUUUUUUUGGGACUAGAUCUCCCUGAAAUGGACUGUGGCUUUCACAUGCCCAACACACACAGACAUACACAUAAUGUAUUUAUAUUUGCAACUGUAGAGUUGAUUUUACUGGCUUCACAGCAAGAGAAUUUCUCUGAGGCCUUAACAGCACUGAUUUGGUGAAGUGGUGUUGUUCAGGUACCGGUAAAUAUUUGGUACCUCCGUGUCAUUUUUUUUUCCAAGUAAUAUACCAUUUUAUGUACAUAAAAUGACAUUAAGUGUUCAUCAAGUGGUGAAGAAAGACAAUGAUGUAAAUGUAGGCUCAAAGGCUUAACGAGGCUUUCCACAAAAAACAAAUCACUUCAUGAAGCAUAUCACAUCUGAUAUACAGUAUAUGUUUUUAUUUAUGACUUUGUGUGUCUACCCAAUUCAUUUCUGGUAAAAGAGCUGGUCAUAAAUUAAAAAAAAAAAACUGAAGAGAUGUGAAAUAUUGGAUCUGCACAAAACAUGAAGGCCACUUAGGCACUCAGUUGUACCAUACCAAACACCAGCGCUACCUACCACCUAUGUUGUGAUUUGAUUAAAUGCUUAAAUUCAAUUUUUCUGGAA
This is a messenger RNA of Engraulis encrasicolus (European anchovy), 3217 nucleotides long. It is a transcript of the gene afg3l1, whose product is annotated as AFG3-like AAA ATPase 1. The transcript is spliced from 16 exons. NCBI's taxonomy places the organism in Eukaryota, Metazoa, Chordata, Actinopteri, Clupeiformes, Engraulidae. Gene Ontology annotation, biological process: mitochondrial protein processing. Gene Ontology annotation, molecular function: ATP binding; metalloendopeptidase activity; ATP-dependent peptidase activity. The coding region runs from base 161 to 2509 and encodes 782 amino acids. Gene Ontology annotation, cellular component: m-AAA complex; membrane. The record is from RefSeq and is a predicted model, not a curated record.